AUGUUAGAUUAAAUCGAUGAAUCCAUUGAUAUGUCAGCAAAGGUGAAAUCUAUCAAAUCAUCAAGUAUAAUUUGAUCUUAUUCAGAUCGAAGUCCUGAAUAAAAGGUUAGUUUACUCAAACUUAGAAAAAACUCAAAAAGUUUUGGAAAUUGCACCACUGAAAAAAUAAUUACAAUAUAUUGGUAUGAUUAAGAACAUGAUUAAACUUAUGAAUUUUCACAAAGUUUCAGCGAUAUCUUGUCUUUAGGUGAUAUUUGUAAUUGGGGUAUUCUGAAAUUAAAAGACAUGAAUUUACCAAAAAUUGAUAAUGAAUAAACCAAAUUGUAUUUACCAAAAAAGAAGUAAGGUAAACCUAAUGAAGAUUUUCCAUGUAUCUUUUUAAUAAAUUUUUAGCAUUCAGAAAUGAACUUUAACUAAAAGAUUGUGAUCAAACCAAAUUUUCCAUUAAAGUUUUCUUUUAAGCAAGAGAAGUUACACCUCCUUAAAGAAUUUAACCUCGCUCAUCAUAUAGUAAUUCUCUAAAUAAAGAAAAACGAAUCUCUAUUAUUGAAUAAAAAAAAAGUAAAAACAAAACUAGUUUCUUUUGUUUUUGCAAUAAUGUUGAAUGA
Paramecium sonneborni is the source of this 608-nucleotide messenger RNA. NCBI's taxonomy places the organism in Eukaryota, Ciliophora, Oligohymenophorea, Peniculida, Parameciidae. The record is from the annotation of a GenBank genome assembly.